Messenger RNA from Coccinella septempunctata (seven-spotted ladybird), 2054 nucleotides. Its product is annotated as protein FAM98A. Gene Ontology annotation, cellular component: tRNA-splicing ligase complex. The transcript is spliced from 6 exons. Bases 177 to 1934 code for a protein of 585 amino acids. NCBI's taxonomy places the organism in Eukaryota, Metazoa, Arthropoda, Insecta, Coleoptera, Coccinellidae. The record is from RefSeq and is a predicted model, not a curated record.
CUUGUCGGUAAUCGGUACCCGGAACCGGUAGUUUGACAGACGUCUGAAGUCUGAUCCUGAUCCAAAAGAAUCCAAAUCGACAAAAAAUCAGAAAACAAAAAACUAAUCGAAGAAAAAUUCGAUAAAUUUCUACUUAUCAUUCAGAAACUGAAUCUGAGGAAGUUUCUAAAAGUAACAUGGAGGAGAAAAUAAUUUCUGGAUUGAAGGACCUAGGCUAUCAAGGAUCCUUGAUUCAAAAAGGAAACCUGAGAAGUUCACUUGAGUAUGGGCCAAAAAGUAUUGAAUACACUAAGUUAGUUAAUUAUUUAACGACAGAAUUACGCACCUUGGAAAAUUUGGAUGAACAAGUAAACGCCAUAUCAAGUCCUGAAGAUUCAGUUUCCUUCACAAUGGAAAUCGGUUCAUUUCUCAAAGAACUAAAUUGUCCAUAUCAAUCCCUUACACAGGGUCAUGUUUCCGAUCGAUUGCAAAAUGUGGAAGAUAGGGAAUUAUUAUUGGAUUAUUUGAUCACUGAGCUCAUGAUAGCGAGAAUGAAUCAGGAAAAGAUGCCAAAAGCAAAAAUUGAAUUGAAGCUGCAAGAAACUCAGGAAGCAUCUUACUUGAAGGAAAUUCUCAUGUCACUGGGAUUUCCUAAACCAUCUGAGGUGACUAUUCAAAUUGUCUUUCGGAACUUGAUUUCUAAAAUUGAAGAGAUAAUUAAGAAGAAUGGUGUUGCUUUUAUUGGAAAAGCAUUCUUCAGUGGCUUCUUAUCAGAUAAACAAUGGAAAAUUCUUAGUCAAUUAGAGAAAGAAUUGAGGAGCGAUUAUAAAAUAAGACGAGAGAUGCUACUGACUAGAUUAGACGUUACUAUACAAUCUUUCCAGUGGUCUGAUAGAGCGAAAGGGAAAGAAGACUUUUUCCAAACAAAAUACAAACCGGAAAGGAGCGAUCUACAUAUUGAUCCAGACGUAGACUUAUCUCAUUUAUUAGCGGCUAGGACAGAUCUUGCUAUAAUUGAAAAAACCAGUUCGGCGAAUGUCAGGAGAUUCACUAGAAAUUCAAUUCAAAAAGUUAUAAUCGGGCAGGUUCCAGAUAGGGGAGGUAGAACGAAUGAAAUAGCACCUCCUCCUCCCGAAAUGCCAUCCUGGCAACAGAGAACCCCAGGGCCUCAAAAUAUGGGAAGAGGCGGUGGCUUCAAUCAGAGUAGAGGAAGAGGUAAUUACAACCAAGGAAAUGGUCGAGGAAGUUACAACCAGAGCGGAGGGCAACAAUCGUUUUCCAAAAGCGACUCGCAAUUCAACUCCGGAAGAGGUAAUAACAGCUUUGGGAAUCCCUCAAACAGAAGCGCCGAUUCUUAUAGCGGAUUUAAGAGCUCUUUGAGUAGUUCGAGCAGUAGUAGCAAACCUUUCUCGAAUUUCAAUACGAGCUUGGCCAUGUAUAGUUCAUACUGUCCAAGUUUCGGCAGGUUAGGGAAUUCUAGUACAAAGCCAGGUUAUCUCGGGUCCAGGGAUAGUACAAGUUCAGAUAAGGAUAGCUUUUCGACGGUUAGAAAAGACCCGUCCCAAAAUUUUGAUAGCGCGGGGUCAUACGAUAGCCCUAAUAAACGUCCCAGAACAAGUUCUAACAACAAAGAUUCCACAUCUACUAAUUACAGUCAAAAGCGCUCUUUUAAUAUUGCAGGAGAUAACGAGGAAAGAGGAAAUUAUAAUUCCAGGACAAGUUCUGGAAAUUAUGGGGGCGAUAGACAAUCGAAUUAUACUGCGUAUGAUAGUGCUGGAAGCUAUGAUACGAAUAAAAGGGUAAAAUCGUAUGACAAUUUCAGAACCGAUAAUGCUUCUUAUUCUGAUCAAUAUGUAAGAGAUACGGAACAUAAUCAGCAAAAUCAUUCAAGAAAUGGGUCUUCGAGGGGGCGCUCCAAUUACCAUCGUGGCCAAGGUAAUAGGUAUAAGAGGUGAAUUAAUUUUUCCUCGACAUGAUGAUUGUAUUCUAACACGUGUAAUCUAAAAAAUGAACUGUAAUGUGUAAUUUAUGCUUCUGUAUUCAUACUCCCUCAAUAAGAGUAAAUUGAAACUGUU